Spodoptera litura is the source of this 1508-nucleotide messenger RNA. Its product is annotated as junctional adhesion molecule 2A. NCBI's taxonomy places the organism in Eukaryota, Metazoa, Arthropoda, Insecta, Lepidoptera, Noctuidae. The record is from RefSeq and is a predicted model, not a curated record.
UACGCCGCCCGCUACGAACGCUACGCGCUACGAAAAUACGCAAUGAGUAAAUACGCUACGAAUAGUGCAGUGCUGAGUAAUAAAUAAUAAAAAUAAAUUAUAAAAAGUGUAUCAUAUAAUUUAAAUGUAUAUAAGUGAUUGUUUAUUAUUGUUGUAGAAAUUAAUAUCGGUAUAGUUUGUAAAAAUGUUUAGCUUAAGGAUUGACAUUGGAAUAUUCAUAUUUCUACUAAUAACACAAGGUGCACACUGCCUUCGAAAUGUGCACGUGGUGGUUCCGGAAGCCGUGGAACGAGGUUCAAAAGUCGAGAUGAAGUGCCUCUAUGACCUCGAACAGGAGGUUUUAUACUCCGUCAAAUGGUACCGUGGAGACCGAGAAUUCUGUCGGUAUUCCCCAAGGGACGUUCCACCGCUGAAGAUAUUCCGGAUACCCGGGAUAGAAGUUGACAGAGACGCGAGUGACGCAGAGAGGCUGACAAUACAGGCGGCGACACAGACCGCGAGUGGACGAUACACAUGCGAAGUGUCAGCUGACGCACCUUCUUUUCAGACUGCGCAAGUACACACGCAUAUGUAUGUCGUUGUUCUACCUAAAUCGGGUCCAUCGAUGCACGGUCUCAAACGGCGGUACCGGCCCGGUAUGAAGCUAAAAGUGGAGUGCAUCAGCCGGCACUCGCUACCAGCUGCCAAUCUGUCUUUCUUCAUCAACAACGAUGCGGCGCUGAGUCAGCACGUCUUGCAUAGGGUGGAUGGAGAAACGGUCGGCGGCCCCAUGACAGCCUACAGCACCAUACAAUUUGUCGUACAAAAACAUCAUUUCGUCAGAGGGAAAAUCAAGAUUCGGUGUACAGCAAGCGUCUACUCAAUAUACCUACAAAGCUUAGAAAAGAGCGCUGAAGAGGAGAGGAUACGAACCACUCCGGUCAGCCUCCCAGAGGUACACGAAGCAGUAGUGUACUCUAUACAUCGCCUGCCAGAAAGUAGUGGCAGCGACAUUUCGGGAAGCGCAUCAACUACAGUGAAAAUAAUUCUUCUGUUAACACACUUACUUCCUAAUGUUUUAAGAUAAUUUGUUGUGAUCUUAUUAGUUAGUAACAAUUUAUAAUCGCCUAUGUUCUAAUGAACGUAUAGAACCAAAGAUCCUGAUGUUUCUAUGACUGAUAAAUUCUUCUCUAUUUUCACUGUUAAUACUUUGUAGUUGUGCCAACCCGAAUUUAUGUAUUUCAUUAAAUGGAAUACACGAAAUAUGAUUCUAAUUUACUUAAUUCCCCCAAGCAAUUAGUUGAAAUCUUAAAACUGUCUGACAAACGAAUCGUUAGAGAAAAUAAUUGAAAUUUGUACAAAAAAUAACAUUUUACUUUCUGGUUAUAUUGAAAAAUUAAUAAAUAAUUAUUUGCGUUAUAUUAAAUAGUAAUAUUAAGAGUUUAUUUAACCUGGCACUAAAGUUAUGUGUAUGCCUAGGUAUGUAUAUAUGUACAUAUGUAUGUGCUCAAAUACUAUAAAUAAACAAU